AUGUCCAGCCAUAUCCUCCACUGCGCAGCCCCUCUGCGCAGCCCCCCUCUCUCCCUUUCCAGACUUUCCCCCUCAUCUGCGCUCUCUCACCUCACUCCAAGACCUUCCUUGUUCCGCCCGUCUCGUCCCCUAACCCUGUGCCUUCCCAUAGUGGGGGCGUGCUACAGAUGUCUGGACUGCAGCUUUUGCAGUGUGUGUGGGAUUACGCAUCACUUCCCUCCCUUCCCUUCUCUCUACCCCCACCAGGCCUUCCCCAUAGUGGGGCCGCGCUACAGGUGUCAGGAGUGCAGCUGUUGCACUGUAUGUGGGGCCACACAUCAGUUUCUUCCCCUCCCUUCUCUCUACCCCCACCAGGCCUUCCCCAUAGUGGGGGCGCGCUACAGCUGCCUUGACUGCCCGGAGCGAGCGGGCUUUGGCCUCUGUGCUGCCUGCUACAGCUACCCGCCCGUGUUGCCCCGCCCUGGUUGCGCUCCACCUUCUGCUUGUAACCCCACUUCGCUUCAUCCCUCUCUCACCUCACUCCAAGCCCCGUCUUGUUUUCCCUCCCCCCCUCCCUCAUCAGCCUUUCCUCCUUCCUUCUCAUCCCCCCUCUCUUGGUUUCCCCUCUCUUCCCUCUGUUCUCUCCCCCUUAUCUCCCCCCUUGCCAUAGGCCUUCCCCAUAGUGGCGGCGUGCUACAGCUAUCUUGCCUGCCUAGAGUGAGUGGGCUUUGA
Molecule: messenger RNA, 711 nt
Organism: Closterium sp. NIES-65
Lineage: Eukaryota; Viridiplantae; Streptophyta; Zygnematophyceae; Desmidiales; Closteriaceae
Source: the annotation of a GenBank genome assembly